Messenger RNA from Thamnophis sirtalis, 3509 nucleotides. NCBI's taxonomy places the organism in Eukaryota, Metazoa, Chordata, Lepidosauria, Squamata, Natricidae. The record is from RefSeq and is a predicted model, not a curated record.
GCGACCAGCAAUUGGUUUGCUUCGCGCCCUUCGGGCUCUGAAUUUGGAAAUUAGCUAGAAAAGAUGACGGAUUAACACCUCAGAAGAUCCUAGCUUUUCCAACGAGUGGGCUUAUUCUCAUAUUCUUCCCAACCUGACCUUCUCCACGUGUCGGGCUUCUCCUCCCUCCACUGCUCAGAGGCUGUGGCGGACUUUUGUGCUGUGCAGCGAGUAUUGCUACCGUCUCUGUGAUUGUGAUUAUCAAUUGACAAUUGACAGGGCAACCGUAAUUGCACGCUCGGAAGGACCGUUUGUCUGCAGAAAGGACCGUCUGAUUAAUUUUGAAUCCACAUUGUGUGUGUUGGGAGAAAUAUUGUGUAUUAACUUGUAAAAAAAAAGCUACUGAGACACACCGUAUUGGUAGAAGUAUAGCAGUUCCUAGCCCAGGGUUGGUCUCUGGUCUUCUUACAUUCGUGACUUUAGAUGUUGUGGGCUAGAGGACAGGACUGGCAGUUUCAAAGAAGAAAGGAGAAAUAAUAAUUAAGCUGUUCACGUUUUCUUGAAAAAGGCCGUGUUUUCACUCAUCCUGGGAUGCAGCUUAUUUAUUGAACGGAUGAUAGUUUCUGGGUUUGCAUAGCAUAUGUAAAGCAAUCAGGGUCGGGCAUGUGUGCGGCAUGUCCCAGUGAUGGGAAGACGUGAACAUGACGUCAGAGUGUGUACUCUGCCCAUGUGUACACGGGUUCUUUUAUCUGAAUGAAAGUCCUGCUAUUGAUGAAAAGAUAACAUCUCAGCUAAACAUAUGUUUCAGUGCCGGAAUAACUAGUAAAAGCAAUACUGAUUCCACUCCGCAGUCCAAAAUGAAGGUGUUGUCAAAUGCCCUUGAGCUCUGCUGAGCAUGCUCACUUUACUCUAAUGUCUUCAGUGCGUUUGAUUCUUUAGUUGUAUUCUCCUUUUCUGUGAAGGCAGAUGAGAGAGUAGCAGAAAGAUCUACACUACAGUUUCAGCAUAUAUCCAGAACGGACACCAUUUGCUCUAUUUUUGACUUUCCAGUUUAAAGGCAACAACACCCAGGUCUAUUUUCGAUGAAUUUAGAAGGCAGAAAUGGAUAUACGGCUGAACAUUGCAGAGCAGCUUCCUUAUCCUUAACAUACUUGGCCUUUGGUUAUUUUGUUAUACAACACCCUCUAACAAAAGUCCUUCUUAUUUGAUGAAAUGGAUUCUUCCAAGCAGUAUCCAGUGAAAAAACGAGUGAAAAUUCAUCCCAACACUGUGACAGUGAAAUAUAGUUCUUAUUAUCCACAGUCUGGAGAAGAAGGGUUUGAGGAAUCUAGUGAAGAUCAUGAGAGUUUUACAGAAGAUAAUCCAAAAAGAAGAUUGUUGAGUGAUGGACAGCGAACAGGAAAGUCUUUCUUUGGAACAAUUGACAUUCCAUUGCAGACAGGACAGAAGCUAGAAGUCAACAAGAAUGAACAAGGCCAAGAAUUUAUAGGGGGAAGCAUUUUUCAGUCCAGAAAAACUUGGGCUGUUCUUUUUGGAUCUGCUUUGGCCCAUGGUUGUGUAGCUCUGAUAACCAGACUUGCUGCCGAUCGUUCCAAAGUGCCAUCUCUUGAAUUGAUUUUCAUUCGUUCUGUUUUACAAGUGUUUUCUGUUUUAGUAGUAUGCUACUACCAUGAAGACCCUUUUGGACCAAAAGGCCAUAGAUUGCGGCUAUUCUUCUAUGGAGUAUGUAAUGUUAUUUCUAUUACCUGUGCUUAUACUUCCUUUGCAAUUGUUCCUCCAAGCAAUGGGACUAUUAUGUGGAGAGCUACCACCACUGUUUUCAGUGCCAUUUUAGCAUUUUUACUAGUGGAUGAGCGCAUGGCUUAUAUUGAUGUAAUUACUGUAGUGAGUAGUAUCUUUGGAGUUUGUUUGGUCAUGAUCCCCAACAUUGUUGAUGAAGAAAAUUCUCUGUUGAAUAUCUGGAAGGAAAUCUUUGGAUAUACAAUGACAGUUAUGGCAGGCUUAACCACAGCUCUGUCCAUGAUAGUAUAUAGGUCCCUUAAAGAUAAUGUCAGCAUGUGGACAGCAUUAUUUACUUUUGGUUGGACUGGAACAAUAUGGGGAGCCUCAACUAUGUUUUUCCUUCAAGAGCCAAUAAUUCCAUUGAAUGGAGAAAGCUGGGGCUAUCUCAUUGGCAUCUGUAUAUGUUCUACUGUGGCUUUUCUUGGCGUCUACUAUGCCUUGAGCAAAUUCCAUCCAGCAUUGGUUAGCACAGUGCAACAUUUGGAGAUUGUGAUAGCCAUGAUUCUUCAGCUUCUUAUACUACACAUCUUCCCCAGCGUUUAUGAUAUAAUUGGAGGAGCUGUUAUCAUUAUUAGCAUAAUUUUCCUUGCAUGUUAUAAGCUAUCUUGGAAAAUCUUUAAAAAACAAGAUUACCAGGAAAUAUUAGAUUCUUCUAUUAAAUGAAUACAAAAUUAGUGUAUUUUUAUGUAGUGCAGUGUGCAAUUAAUAUGACUGUGUGUGUAUAGUGCUAGUAACAGCAUACUAUGAUUUGUUGUUCAGGUACAUGACAUCAAGUCAGUCCUAAUACAGUUCAGUACAGUUGUAUGAAAAUAUCUUUUUCAGAUAUGUGAAAAAUGUUUUAAAAUGUGAAAAUUAUGAAAAUCAUAUUCUUAGAUAGUAUAUAGAAAGUGCCAAAGAUUGAUAUAGACAGGUUUUGCUAUGAAAAUGGUAUGUCUAUGUAAUAAUCAAGAACUAAUCUCAGUUCAGUGGAGUCUUUAUUUUUUUAUCUUUGGAAUCUAGAAAAUAUAAUUUUAUUCUGUGUUUAAAAUAACACAGUAAUCUUCGUGUGGAAUAGAAGUAAAUCAUAACAAUCUUAUUCCUUUACUGGUUACAGAAACAAUUAUAUAGAAUUUGUCUUUGAUAUUUGGCAUGUGGUUCAUUGUUAAAGAUAACAUAUGAAUUGUGUACCUACAGUUCUUCUUUUAAAUAAAAUGUAGUAAUAAUGAGCAAGUUGGUAUUUGAACCGAUGAAUGCAAAUUACCAUUUUAGGACUUAAUUCAAGACCAGAAAAAAUGUAAUUGCAAAGGAAAAAAUGAAUAUGUAGUCCGAAGAUAUUUGAUGUUGUUAAUGAAAACCAUGUAAACUUUGUAACAUGUAAUAUUUUAUUUAAAAAAUGUUUGUGUGUUUAGGAUUACAAAUUUACAAUUAUCAAAUAUUUGACAUAAUUAUGUGGUAUGAAUAAUUCAAACACUUGGAUUAUUCUGAUUGUGAUUAUAUGAUUCACGUGACAUAACAUGGCUGACCUUGUCUGUGCUCAGAAGCUAAGUUGGGCAUGGCCCAAUUACCGUAGUUUUGAUGGACACGACUAGCAAAUACCAGAGCUAUAAACUGAGAAGUCAAAAACUAUCCCUGAAACUAUUUCCACACUGUUGCCAAGAAGUCAUUAGCAGUUGAGCUUGACUGGAAGAAAGCUUUUACUUUACCUAAUACUUACGUUAUUGUAAUUCCAAUACUUCAAGUCUCUAUUUUACCCCAUCUGAAUGUUUUUG